UUUUUUCACAUUCCAGCCGAUUUCGCUUACUGUUCGCAAGGACCUGUUUUCAUCAACCCCAACAAUGUGGUGUCCGUUCCAUCGCAGACGGCAGCCGACCAGGGAAAUUACGUCACUCAAACUGUCUAUGGCUUCCUGGAUUUCACGACGACGAUAGGCAACACGGUGAUGGUUUUCUCACCUCAAAGCGCCGCUGUCGCAGCUCCUCUAGGAUUAUCGAAGCAGUCGACAGAGAAUACAUCUUCCAAGAACGUCAUUGAGACUAAGCCAAUAGCCUCCAUCAAAAAAAUAGGGAUUCAACCAAGCAGGACACAGAUAUCAAACGAGAAGAUACUUGAUGGUAAAACUCCUUCAGCUAUUCAGGUUAAGUCAAAAUCUCCUCCUACGGUCAUGACAAAAGUGGAUGUUCAAUCUUCAGCCAUAACAAGAGUCAACGUAAUUAGCGAAGAAGCAAAACCUGCUAGAGAGCCUCAUCCUCCCCUACUAGUGAGCAAGGUGCAGGUAGUUGAAGGACCGUCCAGCAGACCUGCCGCAUCUUCGAAUAUCAUAACCAAAGUUGAAGUUUCUGGCGGGCAGAGCAAGUUGCCAGAGCCAAUAGAGAUGAAGAGCCGGAAGGACGUUGAAUCCGGAAUAGUUUCGAGUAUCGUCCAAGUCAAAUCAGAUGAAGAGCCAGCGCUCAUAAUGGGAAACAAUAUCGCUGAGCCUGAAUACGAUUUUCUAUCAAGGCAGCCAUCCGAAGUUGUAGAGGAAACAUACAAGGUAAUCAAUCUGAAACCAAGUUCGAAGUUCCUUCUGAAACAUCGCCCCUCAUCAGAAACGAAGAAAAAUGCAGGAAACAAAAGAGCAGGUGUCGAUCAUCCUACUGGAUUAGUUACAAAAUUAGGUGGAACGGUAGUGAAAGACGGUGUGACAACCGUGGUAGAGACUAGUGUUAUCGGUACCUAUAUAUCAGGCAAAUACGCCCAAGUCUUGCAAAGCACUUCGAGGAAAAUCAAUCCCACUCAAAGCCUCCGAAUAUUAAAAACGGCAGCGCCUUCAUUAGGAAAAGGAAAUAAGCACCGUCAAAUAGAGCCGACUCCAGCAGCCUCCUAUAACGGAGACCCCACAACUGAACUCACUGCUCUAAACUCCAUAAAAUCUACGCGAAAAGCAAAUUCGAACGGGGGAGGCUCGUUCAAGAGAUUCAAAAACCGACACAAAGACACAGAAGAAGGAAACAAUGAUCAGGAGCUGGCACAGCCGCCUAGCAAUUACAAGAAGUCGCAAAAAAAUAGGAGUCAGUCGCAGAAUGCGAGGAACAGCAAACAACACACAAGCUCUCAUAGCCCGCAAAAACCCAGAAGAAAUAGAAAGAGAAAACCUUCAACCAAACCAUCUGUACACAGUGAAGAAUCUUCCACUGCGUCGACCUCUGGAAAGAGGUUUUCAGGAAGAAAAAACAAACAAAGCCGGGUCAGUAGCAGCGAUCCAGUCAGCAGCAGCAGCAGCACCAGCGCCAUCGGUAGCGGUUUCAGCAGGAGGUCAUAUAAGCCGAAAGUACAGGCUACUGCGGUUGAUUCUUCUGGAGGAUCGACUAGUUCCAGCUUGUAUAAAUUCAAAUUGAACAGAUCUCCAGGCAGAUGGCAGUACAAGACGACGUCAAAGCCGCGGGUAACCAUUCGAAAGCAAAACAACGACGAGCUCGCGAACAAUAACGUAACGUUGGGAUCCACUUCUUCUCCUCACGAUGCCUCCCAGCUUCAAAUCGAUGAUUCAGCUACGCCCCAAGCUCGAUCAGACGACGUUGAUAGUCUAGAAGGCUCUGAAUCAAUCGCCUCAAUAAUUGACGAUGAUAGUUCGACGGAAAAUAAAGUCGAUGCGCCCGCUUUUCCAGUGGAAACCGUUAAAGUGGAAAUUUCUACGCCUCCGGACUUCGGGGAUAUCUAUUAUGAAAUAGCGACCAUCAAAUCGCCUUAUACAUUUCAGGUUGGCAGCGUACGGAACACCCGCUACAUAACCGUCACUUCCACCUUCGAAAAGAGCCUCGAGCACACCCCAGAUCUCCCCUCCGUCAAACCUUCCGAGCCCCUCACCGAGAACAUCCUUGCGACGUCGAGUAAUUACGCCAAGGACAACAACUUCCUGGAUUCGAGCGUCGCGACGCUCCCUCCCAUCUAUCUCGCCGCCGACAUGGAAACGCCACCGCUGGAGACACUAACCGAGACCUUUAGCACCACUCAGACCGUGUUCAAGACGCACAUCCUGCCUGUUAUACGAUACGGCAACGAGACGAGCAGUUCCACCUUAGUGCAGACUUACUUGAUAACGAGAUUAGUCACUGCUACAAAAACCCUACCACCAAUGGAAGCUUAUCAAUUCAUCCCAAGCAGAACUCUCAACGAAUUCAAUAGCCGGUUAGAUGAAGCUGGCUCGGAACUUCAUCUCGAAUUGGAGUUUGGCGACCAGAAUGACGAGGACGGAGGACAAAUCAGGAAAGUAUCUCUACCAUCUGACCUCGAUCUGGCAAAUAUUGGAUCCAACUUCGACUUCCCAGACGUUGACCGAUCAAAAAUUUUUGAGGGCCACGCUAGGCCCAAGAAGAACCAAUCUCCAUUCAGACCACCUAUGAAUGAAUUAUCCAAUCAAGGUUUGAACCAAGAUCAACUCCAGCAGUUAGCCUUAUAUAGGUUUUUGAAUCCUGGAACUCAAGGCCAAGUUAUCACAACCUCCAAACCAAUAUUGAAGCUAGAGACGUUGUAUGAGACAUUUGUCUUACCUGUAACGCAAGGCCAUAAUACCAUCCAGAGUACUAUUUCGAAGUUCAAGGGUACGAUUACUAGAACCGAGUAUGAAUUUGGUACAAGCACGAUUGCUCCAACUUUGCCUUUGCCACCAAUCCCUCAGUUGCCACCUCAACUACCACCUCAGCUUCAGCAACAACUUCAACCGCAGAUUCAACCACAACUUCAACCGCAAUUACCACAACUGAACCCAUUCUUGCCUCAACCCCAAUUUGCGGUUACUUCAUCACCAGUUGUGCAGACAGUACAAGUAACGCAAACAAAUAGUAAGGUUCUGAAGUUGACCUUCGGUGCGAAAACUGCGCAUACAACUGUGUACUCGACAGUAGUCGUGCCAACUACUGUGACCAGCUACAUCACAGCAUCAAUUCAAGUGGCCCCAACAGCUGCAUACCCCGGAUAUUUCCCUGCACCGUUCCCUGGAUAUCCAUACGUUGGGUAA
Messenger RNA from Phaedon cochleariae (mustard beetle), 3222 nucleotides. The record is from the annotation of a GenBank genome assembly. NCBI's taxonomy places the organism in Eukaryota, Metazoa, Arthropoda, Insecta, Coleoptera, Chrysomelidae.